Messenger RNA from Thermothielavioides terrestris NRRL 8126, 1152 nucleotides. RefSeq lists its product as uncharacterized. Bases 1 to 1152 code for a protein of 383 amino acids. Gene Ontology annotation, cellular component: cytosol; phagophore assembly site membrane; extrinsic component of membrane. Gene Ontology annotation, biological process: protein localization to phagophore assembly site; protein lipidation; autophagy of mitochondrion. The transcript has 6 exons. Lineage: Eukaryota; Fungi; Ascomycota; Sordariomycetes; Sordariales; Chaetomiaceae. Gene Ontology annotation, molecular function: phosphatidylinositol-3,5-bisphosphate binding; protein binding; phosphatidylinositol-3-phosphate binding. The record is from RefSeq and is a predicted model, not a curated record.
AUGAAUACCCGCUCUCCCCUCGAGAGUCCGCUCGGUGCCGUCGUCCUCUCGAUCGCAUUCAACGAUGAUUGCAGUUGCUUCGCCGUGGGACUCAACACAGGGUUCUGCAUUUUUCAUUCCGAAACAUGCUCUCUGCGGACAACAAGAGACUUCAACGCAGGAGUCGGCUUGGUCCAGAUGAUGGGCAAAGCUAACUACGUCGGUCUCGUUGGCGGCGGUAGACAGCCCAAGUUUGCAGCAAAUAAGGCAUGCCUAUCCACUUCAGCUCUUAACAACGCGUGCGACCUCAUUCUCUGGGACGACCUGAAGAGCAAGGCGGCACUGGAGAUCAGCGCCCUGACGCCCGUCCGGGGCGUACAGCUGUCCAAAGAACGGAUCCUGGUGGUACUGCAGAACAGCGUCCGCGUCUACAAGUUCGCUAAGCCGCCGCAGCUGUUGUCGGCAUAUGAGACCGCCAACAACCCUUGGGGCCUGUGCUGCUUGUCCGCGAAGCGCAUCGCCUUCCCAGGCAGGUCGGUAGGACACGUGCAGCUCGUCGAGACCGCGACGGGCAACGUCAGCAUCAUCCCCGCGCACUCGUCCGCCAUCAAGGCCAUCCAGUUGAGCCGGGAUGGCGAGCUCCUGGCCACAGCAUCCGAGACGGGGACUCUCAUCCGGGUCUUCGCAACCAGCAACUGUGCCCGGCUGGUGGAGCUCCGGAGGGGCAUCGACCCGGCCACCAUUUUCUCCCUGGCCUUCAGCCCGUCCGGGACCAUGCUUGCGUGCACCUCGGACAAGUCUACGUUGCACAUCUUUGACGUGCCCCAUCCGAAUCGGCGCGGCGGCGAGGGAAAAGGCAAGUGGGGGUUCCUGUCCAAGAUCCCGAUGAUGCCGCGCGUGUUCUCGGACGUGUACUCGUUCGCGUCGGCGCCGUUCGAGGCGGACGACGACGAGGCGGCGCUGGUCGGCGGGGCUCUGCCGGUGUCGGAGAGCACGACGCUCGGCACGUCGCGGCCGCCCAAGGGCGUCGUCGGCUGGGUCAGCGAGUCCACGCUGCUGGUCAUCGGCGCCGGCCGCGACGCCCGCUGGGAGCGGUUCGUCCUGCAGGAGGGCCUCGACGGCCGCCGGCACUGCGUCAGGGAGGGCUGGAAGCGCUAUCUCCCUGGCCAUUGA